Heteronotia binoei (common prickly gecko) is the source of this 1595-nucleotide messenger RNA. RefSeq names its product transmembrane and ubiquitin like domain containing 2 (gene TMUB2). NCBI's taxonomy places the organism in Eukaryota, Metazoa, Chordata, Lepidosauria, Squamata, Gekkonidae. The record is from RefSeq and is a predicted model, not a curated record. The coding region runs from base 336 to 1241 and encodes 301 amino acids. Gene Ontology annotation, molecular function: protein binding. The transcript has 3 exons.
AGAAGCCCAGCAGGCCGAACAGCAUUUCAGAGAGGAGCGGAGGGAGGGCGGAGGUUACGGCUGGAGCAGCUGGCCGUCCCAAACUCUUCCCCAGGCACCUGUCUGGUUGCAAGAGGAGGCCCGGGGUUCGAGAUCCGGAGGGCAGGCGAGCAAACGAGAAAGACCAGGAGGAUGGGAGCGGGAGGCAGUCUGCUGUGCUUUUCGGAAGCGCUCCCAGCAGAGGUGGAGAGAUUCAUGGCCCUCCCCUCUUCCUCUGAUGCCAUCUGACUGCCUCCCCUUUCGAGAAGUGAGAUCCCGCCCUCCUCGCCUUUUGCUCUUCUGCCCAAAGCUGAGAGAUGGAGCCCCCGGAAGUGACCAUCAUCGAAGGCGUGGGAGACGAAGUGACCGUGGUGGCCGGCGUAAUCGUCCUCAUCACCGCCCUGGUUCUCUCUUGGCUUUCCACGUACGUUGCAGACGGCGGCAAUCCCCUUCUGGAAACCGUCGUGGCUUCCAGGGACUCGUCCGUGAUCCACCUGAGCCCCAUCGACCACUAUGUGGGGAAUUCCGUGGUAUCGGAACAUUCUGAGCCCCAGGGCGCCACGGAAGGCACCGAAGAGAAGGCGGAAGAGGGCCCUGCCCCUGACGCGGGCCCUCCCGUGGAGCAAGGGGACAGUGGCAACAGCGCCGACGCCACCCUGGACCGCCUGCUGGACAUUCAAGGCCUUCCCCAAAGGACCUUUUCUAGCGGGGCUGUCUCCCCGGACCAUCCGGGGCCUCCUCAGACAACCCCUGUCCCCAAAGAGAGCGAAUCCAAUUCAGGGCUUAUCAAAGUGCGCCUCAAAUUCCUCAACGACACAGAGGAGGUGGCCACGGUGAGGCCGGAGGACACUGUGGGCAUCCUCAAGAGCAAAUACUUUCCAGGCCAGGAGAACCAGAUGAAGUUCAUCUACCAGGGCCAGCUCCUCCAGGACCAGGCCCGCACUCUCCGCUCCCUCAACAUCUUGGACAACUGCGUCAUCCAUUGCCACCUCUCUCAGGCCACCGUCGCAGCCGUUCCUGACGGCGUGGCGGCCCCCUCGGAGGCCGGCGGAGUCGCCCUGAACAUGGGCAACCUGAUGGUCCCCGUCUUCGUGGUGAUGCUGGCCGUCAUCUGGUACUUCCGCCUCAACUACCGCCAGCUUUUCACGGCCCCGGCCACCAUCUCCUUAGUGGGGGUGACGGUCUUCUUCAGUUUCCUCGUCUUCGGAAUGUACGGACGGUGAGCGGCUGGUCGGGCGGGCGGGGGGGGGAGGCCUUUUCAAGCUGCGAAAUGCGGACCCCCCUUUUUCGUACUUUUCUCUCGUUUGCCCCGCAAGUCACUUUGGGGUGGGGAGCUCUUACCCAGAAUUCAGCAUGAAUGGAAGACAGUGGGCGGAAGUAGCCCCCUUCAGACUUUUAAACUUAGAAACCAUGGAAGUUCGGCAGAUCUUUUCAAAGCCGCCCGAUUUGGGCAUUUUCGAAGACCGAUGGGAGAAGGCAGGCAAACGCGGGAUGACUGCUUGGCCAGUCCCUGUUGACUCGCUUUUGGGGCUUCCCGCCACCUAACCCAGGUAUUAAACACUCCCUAGCGACUCGAA